UUAAAAUAAUAUUUUACAAUUAUCCUAUAAAAUAUAGUGUUCACCGAGGGACCAGCUGAAGAAGAUACAAAAUGCAGAAAAGCCGCAAAAGAACGCAACAGUUCCAACUUAAAUCAGGCGAAUCUGAAACAAAAUCAGCCAAAAUCAGCAUUUCCACAAAACAAGAGCCAUACCCAACUCACCUUCGACCCACUCCCGAAGAAUGCCUAGCUAUCCGAGACUCUCUUUUGGCUUGUCACGGCUUUCCUCAAGAGUUCGCCAAGUAUCGAGAGCAGAGACGGAAUUUAUCCUCCUCUGGAAUCGACAGUGAUGCCCACAAUGGCGUGAAAUCAGAGCCUGGGGAGGAAAGCGUUUUGGAUGGUUUGGUAAAAACCCUGCUUUCCCAGAAUACUACCGAGGUUAAUUCUCAAAGGGCUUUUGCUAAUCUGAAAUCUGCUUUUCCUACAUGGGAAGAUGUACUUGCUGCUGAAUCGAAAUGCAUAGAGAAUGCCAUAAGAUGUGGAGGUUUAGCUCCAACAAAAGCUUCUUGCAUUAAGAACAUAUUGAGUUCCUUGCUUGAGAAAAAUGGCAAACUAUGCUUGGAGUACCUUCGAGAUUUGUCAGUUGAAGAAAUUAAAGCUGAGCUGUCUCAUUUCAAGGGAAUUGGGCCCAAAACGGUGUCUUGUGUUUUGCUGUUCCAACUUCAACUAGACGAUUUCCCUGUGGACACACAUGUGUUUGAAAUUGCAAAGGCCAUUGGCUGGGUACCUGGAGUGGCAGACAGGAAUAAGGCAUACCUUCAUCUCAACCAACGGAUUCCCAAUGAGCUUAAAUUUGAUCUGAAUUGUCUUCUAUUCACACAUGGUAAGCUUUGCCGUAAAUGCACCAAGAAAGGAGGCAACCAGCAAAGAAAGGAAUCCCGUGAUAACUCCUGUCCGCUACUAAACUAUAGCAUAAACUUUAGCGUUAAGACAACUGGGGAAAUAAAUUAAUGAUAUUCUAUUUAUCAGCCUUAAGUGGCCCUGGUCUUAGUUCAGUUUUUGGCUCAAAAGUUUCUGUUAACUGGUCAUCCGUAAGAUUUGGAUCAGCGGACCAAAUUGGGGGUUUGCUUGCAAAAAAGAGAUCAGAUUGAGGACUACUUAAACGUACAAUUUUAGGUGGAGGUGGAGGUGAUUUAUAGGAACAAUGCAGAAUCCUGCCGUUUAUUUUCAUAGGUUAUAUACUUAUAUGUACAUUUGAUUCGUGCGGUUCAAUAUUUAUGUUUAUAUUUUUUUUCCCGAAAGAAAGAAAGCAAUCUGGGGUGAAUUUUUAAGAGAGGAAAAAAAAAAUAGGGGGAGCAAUCAGUAAUUAAAAGCAUUUAUUGGUAGAAGUAGUUAUGGGAUAACAACAUAAUCCCAUAGAUUCAACUUUCAUCGUUUCCCAAAGGCUUUAAAGUGUGUUGUGCAACUAUCAAGCACAAUAACUUUUGUUAAUACAUAAAAUAAUGGUAGUUGAAGACUUGAAAUAGCUGUAAUUAUAUGCAUAUGGGUAAUAAAAUAUGGUUUUUGUGUUGUGUGGAGAUAUGCCCAGAUCUUUUUUAAGAAAAAUACUCUAGUGUGCAGUUCCACUAGCAUGAGACUCUGUAAGAAUUGUUGUAGAAGGGCUUAAUGAAGUACCAGCUGUUAAGAUAAUGUGAAAUUAAGGAGAAAAAAUUAUUGUCUGCUGGUCUGUGUCUAGUGGAAAUUAGUUUGGAAGUUAGUGCUGCAUAGCUAACAAUACCUCCACAACUUUUUGACUUUUUGAGUUAAUUUUUUAUUUUUUUAAUCAUUGUUAUCCUUUGAAUUAAUGUUUAUGUUCUUCAAAAUGCUCAAGUGGUACCACAGCUGUAUGUCAAGGUGCUAAACUCCUUAUAGACUGUUUCUUUGUUACUAUUAUUUUGGUGCACCUAUUCUGGAUUGUUAAAAAAAGAUCUUGCAUCUCUUUAAUGGGUAAGGUUGAUCAGUGUCAGCUGUGGUAUAUGCCAAAUAUCUUUAUCUGAGAAGCAUGAUGGCUCGUUCAUCUUUUCUUCGAAAAAAAUAAUAAUAAUCCUUUUGAGGACUCCUUUGGCUACUUCAAGUUUGUUCAGGUUUGAAAGUUGUCCUGUUCUGCUCUAAUAUACAUCAUUCGACCCAAUUCAGAAUGCUAUAAAUAAAAAUAGACUGAAAUUUAUAGGAAUAUGAGAUAUUCUGAGAAUUCAUUUUGGGGGAACUUAGGGAGAUAUUUCUUGUAAAUCCACUUUCUUGCUUUUCGGCCUCCUUUUGCUUUUAAGGCCAUUAGGCCGUUUACGCUAUUGUGUCUGAGAAUUCACAUGGAGGUGAAACUAACGAGAUUAUUUGGUUUUGAGGUGAUUUCUGACACCGUGGGUGAGAAAAGGCUCAAGGGUUUUGAAGAUGGGGAUCGCAGUGUAGAGUCAUUUGGUGAAGAAAACGGAAUUGGAAAGUCCUUGGAUAAAGCUUCAUAUGAAAUGGACAAAACUGCAAAAGAGAAAAUUUCAAGGCAUGAACUGGAGCAUAAGAAGUAUGAAUGUCAGUUUUGCCCGAAGGAAUUUAGGAACCCACAAGCAUUUGGGGGCCACCAGAAUGCCCGCAAGAAGGAGAGGCUAAAAAGGAGAAGAAUGCAGCUUCAAGAAAAGAGCAAUUCCUGUAACUUUUACCUUGAUCCUUCCCAAGCUCAAAACAAUCCUGUUUACCGUAAUUCUCUUCCAUGGUUUGAUGCUUCCUCUUCUUAUGUGCCGGACUUCAUGCUUAAUGGGGAGUCUUUUAUUAGCUUCAACCUCUCACAUCAGAGUCAAAGCCUUUGCUAUCAUACAUCCUAUGUGUCCAAUCUAUUGCAUGUCCUUCAAAUCUGCAAACAGGACACCUCUAACAGAUCAUUGUUGUCUGGCCUUCUCCUUCAUAUAUUUCCAAGGACUGCCAUUAGGGCUCCCAAAAACACUGAUACCUGAUCAGUAUUUUCUCUAGAAAUGAGUAUAAUUGAGUCAGAAGAAUGUAAAUGAGACUUUUUUUUCCCGUUGUCAAAUUUGGUACUGCAUCUGAUCAUAUUUAUUUUCAGAAGAGACAGAAUCGAGAUUUAUUCGACUCCUGUGGGAAGUUUUGAGGAAGAAUUUUCUUUUUAUAUGCUUUUUAUUAGUAGGAUAGGAUACUUCUAACUCCUGUUAUGUUGCUUCCCAGUGGUCUGGAACUCUGGAUUCUGGAAAGCAUAUAUUCAUUUGUCGAGAGUGUUAGUAUGAAGUCCUUGAUUUUUUUUUUUUGGGAGAUCGAGCAAGCUUUUUGCCAUCCCCAUUUUAUCAGUUUACUUAUCCUCACUUUAAUUUACUUCUCACUGGGAGACGUUAGUCGUUGGACCAUGCUUUUGUUGAAUGUCCGGUGGUACUGGUUAGGGAUUGUUGGCUAGGAUAGAUUCCGUCAAUUCUAAAUGAGUCUGCCAAUGUUGAGUCUAAUUUGCCCCGGGUCCUUGCUUGCAUGGUUCUGUGGUCAAUUUGGAAACACAGAAAUGAUGUAUUAUGGAAUAGUUAUCAGGUGUCAGUUCCCCAAGUGUUGAAUGUUGCUUCAUCAUUCUUGCAUAAUUGGUUAUCUGCCUGGUCUCUCGUGAGGAUGCUAUACUACUUAGUGUUCGGUUGGCAGAAAGCAGAUGGGGGCUAUGAGAGGCCUCCAACUGGUUUUGUCAAGUGCAAUGCGGAUGCUUCCUUAUUGUCUAAUGGGAGCCGGUUGGGUUGUGCGUAAUGAAGAGGGAGCUGUGGUACAUGCAUGUCAGCACAGGUAUGAUGGUUCGAGGAUCCGUAGGUGGCAGAGGCAAUGACACUAAGGGCAGCUUUACAUUGGGUAGGGGACCGUCUGUUGGUUUUUGAGCUUGACUCACUGCUGCUUGUUUAAGCCUUGAGAGCAAAGGUGAGGGAUGCUUCAUAUUUCGGAGCCCUAUUGGAUGAAUGUAAAGAUUUGUCGAGAAACUUUACACAUUUUUUUAAGCAGACUAUUGCAAAUAUUGUCGCUCA
Messenger RNA from Hevea brasiliensis (rubber tree), 3988 nucleotides. Its product is annotated as putative DNA glycosylase At3g47830. NCBI's taxonomy places the organism in Eukaryota, Viridiplantae, Streptophyta, Magnoliopsida, Malpighiales, Euphorbiaceae. The transcript has 4 exons. Gene Ontology annotation, molecular function: catalytic activity. The record is from RefSeq and is a predicted model, not a curated record. Bases 72 to 971 code for a protein of 299 amino acids. Gene Ontology annotation, biological process: base-excision repair.